AUGAUUCAGAGUCCUAAGAAAAGGUGCCCCAAAAUUGUUCUGAUCUUGGAAAUCCAAAUAAUUACUAAAACAGAUAUGUCGGGGGUGUUGGCAGAGUCUGGGAUUGAACAAUUUUGUUUUGACAACCCCUACAGAGCCUGUUAUGGUGUUUGCAUUGGUUGUCAGGACUGGGGCUAUGCGGAAAAGGGAAAAAGCAUAGCAAAUGCUCUGGAGGAUUUGAAGGCUAAUUUCUAUUGUGAAUUAUGUGACAAGCAAUACCACAAGCACCAGGAGUUUGACAACCAUAUUAAUUCUUACGACCACGCUCACAAACAGAGAUUAAAAGAACUGAAACAAAGAGAAUUUGCUCGAAAUGUGGCUUCAAAGUCCUGGAAAGAUGUGAAAAAGCAGGAGAAAGCACUCAAGCGUCUUCAUCAGCUGGCGGAGCUCCGCAAGCAACCUGACUGUGUUGCUGAAGAUGUUCCAUUAUUUAAAGCGCCCAGAUUAAAAGGACCCAAAGAAAAUCUUGAAACGGCAACAAACGAGAAAAUUGCAAGUUUGGGAUGCGCUGUUAUGUGCAGUCCAGAAACAGUCACCAGCAGCAGUAGCAAUGACAUCACUGGAGAGAAGAAACCAGACAUUUUAUUUGACGGAGAGGUUCUGAAAGCCAGCAGCUGCUGCCUAGUUGAAAAUCCGAACCAGAUAAAGGUUCCCCUCUCGAACAGCGGCAGUGUCAACAACAGGGCAGGCGUCUCAUUCUGCUUCUCUAAGAAGGCAUUAUUAAAGCUGGAUUCUUCAGCCUCAGUUUUCAAUGAGAGCCUUGAUGAGGUAAAUGAAUACAACCAAUUUCUUCACCAUAAAGCAAAGCAAAUGUCUGUAAGCUUUCGACACUAUGCACACCUAAAUGAAAGCGCAGCAGAAAGCAGCGUGUUGUCUCAAGCAGAUGAAACGGACAUGGACCUGCCAGACAACACGCCUGCAAAUGUAGAGAAGUUAAAAGAUGACAAAGGAAGUCAGGAAGACCCUAAGGAACAAAGCGAAAUUGCCCAAUCAAACACAACAGCGAAAAUGCAUUCUCCAGACACUAGUUGCACAGAUCAACCGAGUCAAAAGGAAGUAAAUGUUCCUUCAGAGACCGAGCCAACUUCUGAGACUACAACAGAAACCCCUUGCCAAAUGCAAAGCAGUAUACAAGAGACUUGUUCCAGCAAGCACACAGUCGCAGAUGCAAUAUUAAUUGAGCAUUUUUCCAAUUUACUUUCACAGAAACAUGCUGAGGAUGAGCAUACCAGCAAGUCAAAAGAAGAAAAUUGUGAGGCUUCUAAUGAGCUUCGCGAAAACCCAUGUGAAUGCCCAGCCCCAGAGCACUCAUUAGGUGAAUCUGUAAAUACCAAUACUAAAGCCAAAGCACUAUCUUUUCUUAGUGUUUUGAGCAAAGACGGCAAUACCAUUCUCCAGUGGCCCACAGAACUCGUAUUGUUUACAAAAACACAGCCUUCAAUAUCUUAUGCCUGCAACCCAUUAUAUUUUGAUUUUAAAUGUUCUCCAAAAAAUAAAAUGAGAAAUCCAAAUGAUAGAGAAAAUGGAAGAUGCAAAGAUAGUGAUCAGCCUGGUGGAAGUUAUGUGGACAAGGUCUCAGGAAUAAAUGUAGGGAGAGCAGUGGGAAAUGGAAUGGAUGGUCCAUGUUUAGAGCCAAAGAGAGGUACACAUCUAGAAGACGUAAAAAGCUUGGAUAAUUGCCAAACAUCUAUAGGAGCAAGGAAUAUUCAUUGUAAUGAACAUCAACUCUCCAAUUAUGUUAGUCAUUCGCAAACAUGUUUUACUAGGGAAAAUUACCAUUCAAGAAAACGCACAACAUCUUCACAUGGUCAAAUAGAUAAUUGUAUGGUUAAAGAAACUAUACACUGUAAGGAAAAGGGGAAAAAAAGGAGAUAUCAACACCAGGAUAGCUCUCUAAAGGAUAGAUUUUAUAGUUCAAAAAGGUCACUGGCGAGUUGGCAAGACAAUAUAAAUUCAUUAGAAAACAGUGAUGGUUGGAAGGACUCCGACAGUGAUACAAAUUCCGAUAUAUCCCAUAAAACAUCCUCCUCAAAGUUGUCCCAUUGUAGUUCUUCCAUGAGCAGUGGUUUGUCAUGCAAAAAUAAGGACCUUCUCAACCGGGCAUCAUCUCUAGAAGCCUCCUCGAAUGGAAACGGUUGGAGAUCAACAAAGCACAAAAAUGAUAUGUCUUCUGAAAAGGACUACAUUAUUGAUGAUAAAAAGUUGAACUGCAAAUGCAAACAUCAUAAGCACAACACAUUUAAUGAGAUAUCAAGGCAUGAAUAUUUAGAGCACUGGCUUUGCUCCAAACAUGUGAGGAACAAGCAUCGGUCUUGGAAGAAACAAAAUGAUUUGAAAACAGAUCCUGUUGGAGAAAAGUUUAAUUCUAUACAUGAGUGUAAUAUUGAGGCUGAUGAGUCAAGGGACAAUAACUCUAGUGCUUCCCCUGAAGAAAUAAUUGACUUUCCAAAUCCAUGCAGAAGCUCAACUAAUGAGGAAAGUUCUGACAAUAGUGCCACAAAAGACUUCCUUCAGUGUCAGCCACGAGAAGUGACACCUAUUUUGGUAAACUGUAAAAACAAUACUUCCAAAACUUUUGUAGAAUCUAAAGAAGUUAAUGAGAAAGAACAAUUCAUUUCAAGUUUGAAUUUAGAUGGUAAAUUGACAUCAACGCAAAUAGUUGAAGACAACAUCAGAACAGAAUUAAAUAUGGACUUUAAUAAACCCCUGGGAAGUUCUUCUCCUCUAAAGUGUACCACAACAGGUUAUGGAAUGAUAGAUGUUCCAUUGCAUGAGGAAGCAAAAUCUAGUAGCAACAAUGUAGACCUUUGUAGUAAGAACCCCAAGAGGUUGGAAAACUGUGAGGUCCCAGUCAUGAUCACUAACAGUAGUGUGGAUAACGUAAUUCACAUUGGUACAGAAAGUGGAGUUGAGGAACAAAAGGGACAAUUUGUUAGUGAAGAACAACCAAUUAUGCAAAGCCCUGACCCAGUUCACCUUAACUUCUUAUGUCCAUUGCCCUCUCUCAGACAUCCCUGUGGAGUCAGUUCACCAGAGACCAAAGAAGACCCAUUGAGACUGGGACGGGCUGAUGUAAAUACUAAAUCGAGUCUUGUAGAUGGAAAUCUAAAAUGUUUUUUUGACAGUACUAUGCAGGAUAUUAGGAAACUUGACAAUAGGUUGCAUCAUAAGUCAUCUGGUCCUCCUUUAGCACAACAACCCGUAACAUUUUCACCAGAUGAAGUCGAUAAGUAUAAAAUAUUGCAAAUGCAGGCACAACAGCAUAUGCAGAAACAGCUCUUUACAAAACAUUUUAGAGCUUUACCAACAAAUGGCUCAGCUGUUCUCUCAACUGCACAAACCAUUCAACCUGUGUCCAUCCCACAUCCUCCCUCCAUCACCACUAUCCACCAUGCACUGAUGCAGCGAUAUGCAGUCACGGCUUCCAUGCACUCUCAUGUCAAUCAUUUUCCAUUGCCCCAUCUUAAUCACUUCCCCCAGUCUCAGUUUUCCCCCAUUUCAAUUUCUUCAUCUCUAACACCGACCCUAUUUCCAACUCCAACCCCAAUCAUAGGGCAUGCACUGGCACACCCACUACACUUAGUUUCCGCAGCAGCCAUUCACCCUCCACACUUGACCAUUCAGGCCAUUCCCCAUGCAGCACUCAUACCAACCAUCUUUGCCCCGCACCCCAACACAGGCAUGCAUCCCACCCUACAGUUACACCCAUUUAUUCAUCCAUUGUUCCAAGGUCAGGAGUUUCACCAUCAUCCUGGCUCUGGUCACCUUCAUUAAUAUUUGCUAGGAUAAGAUGUCCUGACAUACUAGAGGACAUCGGGUUAGAUUCUGUUUGUUUUUCUUUUUGCAUUAUUUUUCUCCCUUUUUGAUACAUUUUAGUUGACUUCAUUAAAAAUUAGUUUCAUGAGUUUAAAAAUCUAUGUUCAUUGUAAUUCUUGAUUGUUUAUUUGAUACCGUAUGGUAUAUGAUGUGAAUUUAUU
Molecule: messenger RNA, 4016 nt
Organism: Bufo gargarizans (Asiatic toad)
Lineage: Eukaryota; Metazoa; Chordata; Amphibia; Anura; Bufonidae
Gene: ZNF804B
Product: zinc finger protein 804B
Exons: 4
Coding region: 1-3813 (1270 amino acids)
Cellular component (GO): nucleus
Source: RefSeq, a predicted model, not a curated record